GAGCUCUCCGUGUCGUACGAAGCCUCAUUCACCCCCCCGUUUGGACUCGACGGCGCAAACAGUCCCGCCGACCGAGGACGAGCCACAUUCUCGCAUAUAACGUUGCUGGCUGGAUACAGGUUCCCCGUUGAGCGCAGCAGACGAUUAUAACGCGCAGCCCGCCGUUGUCAACAAACAUGGCCAAGUCAAAGGCUGCGGCCGCCGCCCCUGCGCAGCACGGCUACGAAUUCUUCGGCCCUCCGGGCGCCUUUGGCAUCUCGUUCGGUCUGCCCAUUCUCGUCUACGUCUUCACCUUUGCGUGCAAUGACCUUUCAGGCUGCCCCGCGCCGUCCCUCCUGAGUCCCAAGACGCUAUCGCUCGACCGUCUCAAAGUCGAGGUUGGGUGGCCGAAGGAGGGCAUCUUUGGCCUCGCCAGUUGGGAGGCCACCGCUGCUGUCCUGGCGUACUACCUUGCCAACCUGAUUCUGUAUCGCGUGCUGCCCGCAGCCGAGGUGGACGGCACAGUCCUCGCGUCGGGAGGCCGUCUCAAAUAUCGUUUCAACACUCUGUACUCGAACACAUUUACUCUAGCUGCUCUAGCCGCUGGCACUUUCGCCAAAGGGGCCGAAUUCCCCGUGUGGACUUUUAUCGACCAACAUUAUGUUCAAAUAUUGACGGCCAACAUCGGCAUUUCCUAUGCCAUUUCCACAUUUGUGUACGUUCGCAGCUUCAGUGUCAAAGCCGGGAACAAGCAAAAUCGGGAGCUUGCGGCCGGUGGGCACUCGGGCAACCUCUUGUACGACUGGUUCAUUGGGCGCGAGCUCAACCCCCGCGUCACCAUCCCCUUGAUUGGCGAAGUAGACAUCAAGGAGUGGUGCGAGCUACGUCCAGGCAUGAUGGGCUGGAUCAUCCUCAAUUGCGCGUGGUGUGCGCGUCAGUACCGCAAUUUCGGGUCCGUCACGGACAGCAUCGUGUGCAUCACCGUGGUGCAGGCCCUAUAUAUCUUCGACUCCUGGUGGAACGAGCCUGCUAUUCUGACGACCAUGGACAUUACCACGGAUGGAUUCGGCAUGAUGCUGGCCUUUGGUGACCUGGUCUGGGUGCCAUUUGUCUACUCGAUGCAGACGCGGUAUCUCUCUGUCCAUCCACGCUCGCUUGGGCCGCUGGGCUUGGUGGCGACGUUGUCGCUGAUCGGCCUCGGCUUCUACAUCUUCCGCUCAGCCAACAGCCAGAAGAACACGUUCCGGACGAACCCCAACGAUCCGGCGGUGGCGCAUCUCAAGUACAUCCAGACUAAGACAGGAAGCAAGCUGCUGACUACGGGGUGGUGGGGUGUCGCGCGUCACAUCAACUACUUGGGCGACUGGAUCCAGUCAUGGCCGUACAGCCUGCCCACGGGUCUCGCGGGAUACCAGAUCCUCACGGCAGGCACCGGGGCCGAGGGCGCGUACGUGAUGCGGGACGGCCGCGAGGUGACGCCGGGCUCGGCCAAGGGCUGGGGCAUGCUCUUCACGUACUUUUACAUUGUCUACUUUGCCGUGCUGCUCAUCCACCGCGACCGGCGCGACGACGAAAAGUGCCACCGCAAGUACGGCGCUGACUGGGAGAAGUACAAGAAGGAAGUGCGGUGGCGCAUCGUGCCAGGCAUCUAUUAGUCGAGUACGGCCGAGCCGGAGACGGCGGCAGUCGCCACGAGCCGGCGCCUGGUGCGGUGCUGACCUCGUGGAGCCGGUGCUGGCCAGGUUGAUGAGGUUCUUGGUUCUGGACCUGGCGGUUGUGAGGGGCAUUGGGUAUUGUGUAUCAAACCCGUGUAAUACGUAGGCGACAUGCUGUUCGCGCGAUGCGGAGUAGAGCGAUUAGUAGGUAUAAUGGCCGCAGUUGGGCCGUUACUUGUGUUUUUCACUCAGCCCUGCCAGCAGGCAUUCCAUCACGUCAUGCUCGUUUUGAUGGCUGGCCGUCGACGGGUUCUCACACACCGGCGUAGAAGCCGGACGGGAACGUGAUGGAGGCAGACGGCGCAUAACGGAGACGGGUGGCCAGAGGAGAAAUUAUGCCGAGUACCAGGCCGAAGAGUCGGCUCGACGGGACGAGACCCCGGACGGAGGAAGCGCGGGGACAGCCGAGUGAGCCACAGGGGGCGGCGAUGCCAUGCGACGCAGUAGAUACUUGGCGUGACGAGGUGAUUUUCCAGGCAUGCAUGAAGAAGACGCAUGUCAUUCAUCGGCAGCGGGACAGACAAGGACUGAGCGACACUCCCCGACGAUGUCGAUAAACGGCCCGAAAAGAGGGCACGCUAAAUAGGGGCAGAGAACCCGGUUGAUGAAGGGGGUCACAAGAGCGCCUCCCCCGGCUGCUGAUUCUGGGGGUGACGUGGGGGGCUUUGCGGAGGCUU
Messenger RNA from Purpureocillium takamizusanense, 2371 nucleotides. RefSeq names its product Delta(14)-sterol reductase. NCBI's taxonomy places the organism in Eukaryota, Fungi, Ascomycota, Sordariomycetes, Hypocreales, Ophiocordycipitaceae. The transcript is spliced from 3 exons. Gene Ontology annotation, cellular component: endoplasmic reticulum membrane. The coding region runs from base 177 to 1634 and encodes 485 amino acids. The record is from RefSeq and is a predicted model, not a curated record. Gene Ontology annotation, biological process: ergosterol biosynthetic process. Gene Ontology annotation, molecular function: Delta14-sterol reductase activity.